AACAUUGUCAAUUUUUGACAGAAUUAACCAUACAUUACAAAAAUCAAACAAUUUAAAAGUUGUUUUAUUUAUAUAGAUGUUAUAGAAGCUUAAUAUAUUUUGAAGGAAUUAAAAACAAAAUGAACAAGCAACUGCUUAAACCAAUCACUCCACUUAUAUCUCUAUCUAGAUCAAGAGGUUAUAAGCCUCCAGGAGGAAUUAGAUAUCCAGGCGGAAUUACUUUUUAUCCGAGACAUCCAAACCACAAGGACCCUGAAUAUACACCAACAAAGCUAUUUCGAGUAGAACAGAUAAAAUCUAGUAAAUUUCAUCCAUGGUGGGAGAAAAAAAUCUUAGAAGAACUGAAAGUGGAUAUGUUUCAGAGUAAAGUAGCUAUUGUCAAAAAUAUACCCGAAAUGAAUGCCAAGUUAUGGAAAGUUAAACAUUUAAUCAAAGUAACACCUAUCACUUUCCCAUAUGGUGAACCAAAAGAGGAGGAUAUAAAGUAUACUAAACUGAGAGAAAACGGGGAAUGCAUUGUAACAAAGACUUUACAGCCCAAUGAGAAACAAUUAGAGGCUUUAGAAUCUUUUGAAAAGAACCCAAGGAAAAUGGAUUCAGAAACAAUUAAGAGGGAUACCAGGUUUAAAUGGAAUAAUGCAUUCACUGGUGGAUUUUAAACAAAUGAAUAAGUGAAAGUAGAAAAUAAAAAAUAGACUUAUUAACUGAA
This is a messenger RNA of Danaus plexippus (monarch butterfly), 709 nucleotides long. RefSeq names its product large ribosomal subunit protein uL30m (gene mRpL30). Bases 120 to 659 code for a protein of 179 amino acids. NCBI's taxonomy places the organism in Eukaryota, Metazoa, Arthropoda, Insecta, Lepidoptera, Nymphalidae. Gene Ontology annotation, molecular function: structural constituent of ribosome. Gene Ontology annotation, cellular component: large ribosomal subunit; mitochondrion. Gene Ontology annotation, biological process: translation. The record is from RefSeq and is a predicted model, not a curated record. The transcript has 3 exons.